Messenger RNA from Panicum virgatum (switchgrass), 1253 nucleotides. RefSeq lists its product as uncharacterized. The coding region runs from base 179 to 922 and encodes 247 amino acids. Gene Ontology annotation, biological process: response to cold; regulation of circadian rhythm. NCBI's taxonomy places the organism in Eukaryota, Viridiplantae, Streptophyta, Magnoliopsida, Poales, Poaceae. The record is from RefSeq and is a predicted model, not a curated record. The transcript has 6 exons.
GGCGGACGGAUAAAAAGCGCGCAACCCCGCGGCUGCCUGUCCCCCUCCCCCCCGCUCCUCGACCGGUCGGUCCCCCGCUCCGCGCCCCCCCGCUCCGUCCCCGUCGGCCUGAAGAGGACGCGCCGCGGCGCCGGCGACGAGCUAGGGUGGUGGUUUUGUUCCUGGUGGGCGGCCGGAGAUGAUGGACGAGGGGCCGGCCGAUCUGCGGGAGCUCGUGCGCCUGCCGGAUGUUCUGGUGGUAUGCUCAUCUAGGGGAUGGACAGAUGAAAAGCACAUGCUCUAUCUUCAAUUAUUGGAAGAAACAUUUGUGAGCCAAUUACAUGACAGUGAACGCAGUUUCAAGGGACUGUUCAAUCUCUCUCCAAGAUACUAUGGACGUGUGAAGUCGGCUAAGCAAAUCGUUGAAUAUGCCAAACCUGAUCAGGGAUGUUGUGGGAUAGUUGAUGCUGACAAAGUCAACUCCAGCAUGAAGAUUGAGCUUAUGGACUCACCUUCUUGUGGAAAUCAACAAGAUGGAAAAGUCCAUUCGAUGGAUGAUAAUGCAUCAACCACCGAACCAGUAGAAGAAGCCGUAUCCCAAGAAAGGGCAACGAGCUCUGGGCAAUGUUCCGCAUGCUAUGUUGGCAAGCACAGACAUUCCCCUUCUAGGAGUGCAGAGGGGUCGGAUCAGAACUUUGAUGAGGAGACCAAAGGGAUUGGAGAAUCAAGAAGAGGAUGCAGCCAAAAGCGAUUGAAAUCUUGCGAAGUUAUGAGGGAUGAUCAGGUGGUUCCACCCACGAAGGCAGAAUGCCAAAAAGUAGGAGGCCUCAUGGCAAGCAACAAACCCGAAGAUAAAUAUGAUGGCACAUCGAAGGUGGAUGCUGGAUCCCUGGAUGCAGAAGCUAGAUCUCCCAUGUGCAAAAACGUAGGAUCAAAAGGAUAACAUAACGUCCACGGAGUGUUCUCUGCAGCUAACAAACAAACUCACCUAGUAGUAACUGAUAGAAUCACCAAUGAGCUGUAGUCUGUAGAUCAGAGAGGAAAACUCAAGUGGGGCAAGUUUGGAACAUAAACUAGCCUACCUUUUCGUGCUGGUUUGGCAACUCAAAAUAGUUUGUUAGAUAUACCACUUUUGUUUGAUUUAGAGAUGAUUUUGAAGGUUUUGUUGUGUUUCUGAGUGGCUAUGGUUCGAAAAUUUCUUGCUUGUCCUUAUAUUGUGCUACUGUAUAUAUUCUGUAAGACAAAUUGAUUGUCAUCGUAUUAUUUUACUGUCA